AUGACAGAAGUCAAACUGUGCUCCCCUUAGUGAAAUCGUUCUGUGAAAAAUCCUUCAAAGCAGAUGAAUCUAUCCUAGUUUCUUUAUCUUUCCAUUUAGGGAAACUGUGCAAUGGAUUGUAUGGCAUUUUUACUCCUGAACAGCACUUAAGGUUUUUGGAAUUUUAUAAGAAGCUUUCGACACUGGGUUUACAACAGGAAAAUGGACAUAAUGACAAUCAACUACAACUUCAAACUCUGGAACAGGAGAAGAAGUACAUUUCAGUAAGGAAGAACUGUGCUUACAAUUUUCCAGCCAUGAUUGUUUUUGUGGAUCCAAAGAACUUCCAUUUAGAACUAUAUUCUAUAUUCUUCUGCCUUUGUCAUGACCCUGAGGUUCCUGUCAGAUAUACUAUGGCCAUAAGCUUCUUUGAAGUUGCUAAACUUUUAAAUUCUGGUGUUUAUACAAUACAUAAAGAACUGGUUACACUGUUACAGGAUGAGUCACUGGAGGUGUUAGAUGCCCUGGUAGGUCACCUUCCUGAAAUCCUUGAACUCAUGACUAAUGGAGGAGAAAACAGUGGAUCAGAAAGCAAGUUAUUGUCUAUUCCUGACUUGAUUCCUGCAUUAACAACAGCAGAACAGAGAGCAGCAACUUCUUUAAAAUGGAGAACUCAUGAGAAGUUACUACAAAAAUAUGCAUGUCUCCCUCAUAUCAUAUCAAGUGAUCAGAUUUAUUACCGUUUUCUUCACAGAAUGUUGACAAUCAUUUUGACAAAUAAUGUCUUGCCAGUCCAAAAAGCAGCUGCUCGAACUCUCUGCGUUUAUUUGCGUUAUAAUCGCAAACAAGAACAGAGGCAUGAGAUUAUUCAGAAGCUCAUUGAACAACUGGGCCAAGGAAAAAGUUAUUGGAACAGACUUCGUUUUUUAGAUACUUGUGAAUUCAUUAUGGAGCUGUUUUCAAAGUCAUUCUUCUGUAAAUACUUCUUUCUACCUGUGCUGGAACUUACACAUGAUCCAGUGGCAAAUGUGAGAAUGAAGCUAUGCUAUUUGUUGCCAAAAGUUAAAUCUACUCUGAAGAUUCCUACCGAUAAACAUUUGCUCCAGCAGUUGGAAUUAUGUAUAAGGAAACUUCUGUGUCAAGAAAAAGACAAAGAUGUCCUGACUAUUGUGAAAAGAACAGUAUUAGAACUGGACAGAAUGGAGAUCUCGGUAGAUGCUUUUCAGAAAAGAUUUUACGAAAAUGAUUUAUUGGAUCAAGAAAAAGAGAGACAAGAACAUCUCCUUUUGGAAAUG
This is a messenger RNA of Merops nubicus (carmine bee-eater), 1274 nucleotides long. It is a transcript of the gene PPP4R4, whose product is annotated as protein phosphatase 4, regulatory subunit 4. The record is from RefSeq and is a predicted model, not a curated record. Gene Ontology annotation, cellular component: protein serine/threonine phosphatase complex; cytosol. The transcript is spliced from 11 exons. Gene Ontology annotation, molecular function: protein phosphatase regulator activity. The annotation marks the transcript as partial. NCBI's taxonomy places the organism in Eukaryota, Metazoa, Chordata, Aves, Coraciiformes, Meropidae.